Molecule: messenger RNA, 1072 nt
Organism: Paramacrobiotus metropolitanus
Lineage: Eukaryota; Metazoa; Tardigrada; Eutardigrada; Parachela; Macrobiotidae
Exons: 7
Coding region: 152-901 (249 amino acids)
Source: RefSeq, a predicted model, not a curated record
UACAAUUGCCGACGCCAUUGGAAAAAAACCCGAUCGGUUCUCGCUGACAGUAACUGUUGCGGAAAAAAGCGCAGUGCGUUCGAAAAAAGGCUAUGGUAAUACUGGAAAGUUCCAAUCUGUCACUCUUGUGGAUGCCACCGGCAUCUUGCCCAUGUGGAUUAAUGAACAGUUCCUCGUCACGUAUGGAGAACAACUGAUCGUUGGAACCAGUUAUAAUUUGCGGUUUGAGAAAGGAACAAUUCAACCAGGAAAAUCGAGUGUGGACGGAAGUUGCUACUUCAUUCCAAGCGUGAAUCCUGGAUACGGAUUGGAAAUCAUCAAACUGGAAGACCAAGAUGGAUUACUGAAAGCGGGAACGCUGGCUGAGCAUGGCAAGGUUACUGUGAGCUUCCGUCAGCCAUCUGCGUACGUCAUUGCUACCUGCAGUGCUAGACCAGUGGAUCUGGGGACAGUUGAAACCGAAAGUCAGUGUGGGUUCUGUGACUGCAAGUUGUUGGAUGAACCUCAUACCGGAAACUCGUUUUGUUCUGGAUGUCAAAAAGAGCCAGAAGGCAAUGCCAAGACUUAUUACAAGCCAACGCAGGUUACUUUAGUAGAUCAAAGCGGUCAACUGGAUGUGGUAGCUGGAGAUUCCAUUCUGUCGAAAUUUUUCGGGAAAGCAACGGCAUUGCCAACGGCUGAUUAUGAUUGGACAUCAAAAACAACCAAUAUCUUGAAACGCCAGUGGACGAACACAGCGGAUGGACCAGUUAACCGCUGGCAUUGGAUUGAUAUGAAGAACGAGGUAACCAAAUCAAAGAGCGGUGGACCUGGAACCGGAAAACAGCAAGAAAAACAUGGGAAUGCGGAUCAGAAGAAUAACAGUGGUCGAGACAAUCGCAAGGGAGGCUGCAACAAUUGAGAAGAUACGGACCGAACUUACAUCAAGACGGAUUGGUCCAUUCUGCGGAUGUCGGAAUUACCCUCCAUAUUUUCGCAUUAUAACGUAUCCCAUGAAUGCUUGGUCUUAUUAUUGUCUGCAUGUGCUGGAAAUAAGAACUUGUUGGGACGCAUUUGACUCUCAGUAUCACUA